Molecule: messenger RNA, 2241 nt
Organism: Alternaria postmessia
Lineage: Eukaryota; Fungi; Ascomycota; Dothideomycetes; Pleosporales; Pleosporaceae
Exons: 5
Coding region: 1-2241 (746 amino acids)
Molecular function (GO): ATP-dependent chromatin remodeler activity; ATP binding
Source: RefSeq, a predicted model, not a curated record
AUGGACCCUAGCAAGCACCCGUAUCUCGACACGAUUCACGAGCGUCCGCCCGCCAGUCGUAUGCCCGACGCACACGGCGCCACAGAAGCCAUCGAAUGUGUGCGCCGCAUGGUGUCGACCACCGAAUUGUUUAAUCCAAUCAAACGUCAACAAGAUAUCGAUGACGCCGAAGGUACCUCCGAUCUAGAGGGAAAACUGCCAAAGAAGAAGAAAUGGCCAAAAAAGUUGACAGUCGUCGAGGUGUCAGAUGAGGAGUACCAACAGAACAUUCAUGACCUAUGGAACCUUCUGCAAGUGGGCAUAAUGGUUGGACCUCGUAAUAAGACUCGCUCAGAUGGCUUUCUCAACCGAACCCCCGACGAGCUGCUUGACGCAAAGAAAGGAUUGACGUUGCAUACAUAUCAGUUGCAUGCAGUCAACGAAUUCUUGCGAGCUGUGCUCCGUGGCGAAAGAGGGAUCCUCUUAGCCUACGGCAUGGGCAUCGGAAAGACCCUCAUAGUCAUAUGCAUUAUCGUGACACUUCAAGCUCAUCGCGAUCACUUCCGCCAAUCAUGGAGCUCGCAUGAAUCAAGCGACUUCAAGCCUGGCCAUGACGUACAAGGGAAAUACCUCCUUGUAGUGCCUAGGGACUUGAUCGGUCAUUGGGUGAGAGAAUUGAGUAUUCGAGUCUCUUCAAAAUUGAGCGUCAUUGUAUACCACUCAUCGAGCCCAGCAUGGCCUUAUACGCCGGAGAGCCUCAGCAAGGCAGAUGUGGUUGUGACGUCAAACGAGACGCUGAGAUCCGACCACGAAGACGCAGAGGCGUCAGAAACCUCGUUCAGACGACCACAUAGUCAACAAUUCUUGGGCCGCUCGCCGCUCCUCGCGAUAUAUUGGUUAGGCGUGUUCUUCGACGAAGCACACCGCAUGAACAAUGAGAACACCGGUAUCGCCAAAGCUGCCAAGAGACUCAGGGCUCUUACGUGGCUCCCCAUCACGGGAACACCCUUGCAGAAUGAAUAUUCUGACAUCCGAUCCAUGGCGCAGCUGCUCAAUGUCAGGCCAUUGUGCAUUCCACACUUCUUUUCACAGUACUUCAUGCUGGCUCCGCCCAACGACUUGUCCGCGCGACUUGUUCUGUCUGGACAACUGAAUGCGGUACUAUAUUUGUGCACUCGUGCUUUCACGCUCAGAUUGAAGCGACACGACGAGUUCGACGGUACGAUAGUGCUCGGCGAACUUGACCCAGGGGUCCACAGACAUCUAGUGCAUGAUCUUAGAGCUCAUGAGCGAGAGCCCCAGGAUAAAGUGCGAAUGCAGUGGGACAAAGAGUUCAGAAAACGCCAAGAGAAACGCAAGAAGCGUGGAAGAAGGGCCUCGCCGGACGAAGAGGAUGAGGAGAUUAUAAAUCAGAAAGAGCUCCUGAAUUCGAUCACGUAUGCGAGACUCGCCGCCGUCCAUACUGCUUGUCCGCGCGCAGGAUAUGGCGACGCCGGCGAUGCUGACAGAGAACUUACGGAAGCUGAGGCCCAUAAAUCCGUCGACGACCUACUCGAAGAAGCCCCGGCGCCUAUAACGUUCAUCAGGAGCAAGUCGCACAAGCAGAAGCGCGAAAAGUUCAAGAAGAGUCUCUCCAACGGAAAUUGGUCCUCAUCGCGGAUUGAUGAGACCCUCGAGAUCAUUCAGGAUCACCUCACAAGACGUGACGGGAAAGUCGUGGUUUUUUCCGAGUUUCUAUGCACGUUGGACGUUCUAGCAGUCGCGUUACUGGAAAAGCUGAAGAUCGCGUCUCUUAGGUUUGACGGGACCAUGUCGCAAGUGGAAAUUGCUACCUCCGUAGCCGAUUUCGAGAAAGCUGAAGGCUCACCUAUACUUCUAAUCACGAAUCGGAGUGGCGGACUCGGACGCUCAUUCACCGACGCUGGACUUGUGAUUCAUCUUACACCGUGUUGGAACCCUGGCCUCACUGCCCAGUGUACUGAUAGGGUCAUCCGCACUCCGCAAGAGAAAACGGUUUACGUAUAUCAUAUGAUCGCUUCCAAAUCGAUCGAGUGCCGUGUGUUAGACAUCCAAUACGAAAAGCGUGGAAAAGCUGUCAAUAUCUUAGAUUUGGAUCCGGUCACCGAGAAGGAAUGCAGGAAAGUGGCUGGAUGGCAAAAGGCUGAUCUCGUAGGACUGAUGAUGGCCGCACGAAACUUGGCCAUCGAGCACGCGGAAGACGAAGCAGAGAGUCUGCGCGACUCUUUCAUCGAGCCUGCAUAG